AUGGGGGAGAAGAAGUGGGUGACAGUUGGUGACACAUCCCUCAGGAUUUACAAAUGGGUACCAGUAACAGAGCCCAAAGUUGAUGAUAAAAAUAAGAAUAAGAAAAAAGGCAAAGAUGAAAAAUGUGGAUCUGAAGUGACAACUCCAGAGAAUAGUUCCUCUCCAGGGAUGAUGGACAUGCAUGAUGACAAUAGCAACCAGAGUUCAAUAGCUGAUGCUUCUCCAAUAAAACAGGAGAACAGUAGUAACUCCAGUCCAGCACCAGAGCAGAACUCAGCAACACAAGCAGAUGGCACUGAAGUAAAGUCUGAUGAAAUUCAGACAGAUGCAAAGGAGCAGCCUGGUUCAGAAGAUACCUCUGAUGAGCAGAAUUCACAGUCUUCAAUGGAUAAUUCCAUGAAUAGUUCAGAGAAAGCAGACAUUCAGACCUCUGGAGAAAAUGAUAUAACAUCAGAGGCAUCUAAAAACUCUCAGGACUCUGAAGGAGUGCCACCUUCUAAAAAGAUGAAAGUAGAGGCUUCCCAACAAAAUGUUGAAGAGAUUUAGACUAUAGAUUUUCCUGGUCAGUUUUUAUGUAAGGUACAUCAGUGGGCUUAAUUAUAGAACAACCUUACUUAAGCAUCUUCUCUUGGAUGAGGACAGAACUCCUAACUUUUCAAGUUACCAAGCAAAAAUCCAAGAAAACCUAACAAAGGUUUAACUUCUCAGACACUGAAAACUUUUCUCCUGUGAAACAAACAUUGAGAACUUUUAAGUUACUGUCUCUGAAAUGGUUGGAGUAAACAACUCAGGAGGGGUCUACGCACUGUUUCUAAAGUCAGAAUUACAAUUAUGUUGCUGCUGUAUUUUUUUUUUUCAUUUCUCUAUUUAACAAUGUAAGAUAUUUAAGGAUGGUACAGGUCAGGUAUUAGCUUUCAUGUGAAGUUCAUUGUUCUGGCGUGAUGUCUGCUUUUGUUUUGUGCCUUGUGUUCUGAAAACAGUGCUAACUUUUAAAGUUGUUUUGCAACUGUCUCCUUUGCAAAGUGACCUAUGUUUGUAUAAUGCCAUGUAGUAAGUUUUGUUUGUUUUUUUUUGGUUUGGUUUUUUCUUUCUUUCUUUUCUUUUCUUUUCUUUUUUUUAAUUUUCAAUCCCUGGUGCUUAAAAAUUAACAAAAGGAGAUGAGAGAGAUUAGGAAGCCAUUUUCACACUUGGAGUCCAAGGAGACAAAGAAGCUUGAUAUUUUAUUUUUCUGCAGCUACAGUGGAGACCUUUUAUUGAAUGCACAGCAUUCACAAAUUGUAAAUCUGGUCUUUUAAACACUUGACUUCAGCAGAAGUUAACAAUUUAUUUACCAUUUAUAGGCCGGAUCUACAUAGAUAACGAAACGAUUCAAGUAGGUUAAAUAUUAGGUCCAGAUCUCUGUACUGGGUACAGUGUACAUUUUACAGAAGGGUUCCACUAUAAAUAAAGGAUCAAAGGGACUGAUAAAUAGCAAAUGUAUUUGAAAUGGUUUAUUUUGAUUAUCAGGUUUUCACUGAACUGGAUUUCAUUGUACUGUUCUUUGAUAAGAUGUUUACUGAUAUGUUCCAAUCUAUACUGUAUUGGGGUGUGUUGUUUUUUUUUUAAUUUUCACCAAGUCUUUGUAAAUAAGUCUUGUUUCCAUGAACUACGUUGGUAGGAAAGUUCCUUCCUUUUCAAUUAUGUUGAAGUCUGCUCAUUCUAGACUUGAAUGAGAGGUGCUGAGCAUGUGCAACUCCCUUCGAGUCAACAGCAUUUAGAGGUGCAGAGCAUCGACAAGGAUCAGGUCCUGAACACCUGCUCUCGCAGUAGACUUAGUACUUCCAUAGCGGUGCCGAGUCGUCUCGGCACCCAGCAACGGCAGUAGGAAUUACUUGUGUGAGUAAGGAAUAUUCACAUGAGAAAUAAGUGUUGCUGGGUUGGGUCCUUAAUCUUCUUUUGCUCGGUGCAGGAGAUGGACCUGGUAAUUCAAAUCAAGAUCCCACAUCUAUGAAAACGGUUGCGUAUAGUUUGUAAGCUAAGAACUGUAGAUAUUUUUUAAUGAUAAAAUUGCUUCCAGUCGAUACAUUUUCAUACUUAGCUCUUUGUAAUCUUAUUUAUUUCUGAAUUCUCCAAUGGUGAAAAUGGCUUGAGCUUUGACUACUGCAUUGCAUUUGCAAUUACCACUUUAAUUAUGAAACACAGCAUGGGGCGGGAAAAGUGGGGAGCCAAUGCUGACCUUCUAUAAGAUGUUUGCGGGAUUCAGCUCCAAAUAACUUGCUACGCUAAGUUUGGGAUUUUUUCCUUUAUGUUGAAAUAAACUUUUUGGAUCUUAACUAAA
Molecule: messenger RNA, 2317 nt
Organism: Alligator sinensis (Chinese alligator)
Lineage: Eukaryota; Metazoa; Chordata; Crocodylia; Alligatoridae
Gene: BCL7A
Product: BCL tumor suppressor 7A
Exons: 6
Coding region: 1-546 (181 amino acids)
Source: RefSeq, a predicted model, not a curated record